This is a messenger RNA of Cyprinodon variegatus (sheepshead minnow), 1634 nucleotides long. RefSeq names its product solute carrier family 25 (S-adenosylmethionine carrier), member 26 (gene slc25a26). Gene Ontology annotation, molecular function: S-adenosyl-L-methionine transmembrane transporter activity. Gene Ontology annotation, biological process: transmembrane transport. The transcript is spliced from 10 exons. Gene Ontology annotation, cellular component: mitochondrial inner membrane. The record is from RefSeq and is a predicted model, not a curated record. Bases 104 to 916 code for a protein of 270 amino acids. NCBI's taxonomy places the organism in Eukaryota, Metazoa, Chordata, Actinopteri, Cyprinodontiformes, Cyprinodontidae.
CGUCCUUGACAGGCAUGUUUUGGUUUCAGUGAGAUGAGAAAUAUCCACUGUUUCAGUAAAUCUGCAGACCGCUUGAUUGUCAGGAGAGCUGAAUGAACGGAAUAUGGAGAAAAGGGAGUUUGUUGCGUCUCUGGUGGCAGGAGGCUGUGCUGGGAUGUGCGCGGAUCUGACCCUGUUCCCAUUAGACACCAUCAAGACCAGACUGCAGAGUCAGCAGGGCUUCCACAAAGCAGGAGGCUUCAGGGGCAUCUAUGCCGGUGUGCCGUCUGCUGCUGUUGGAUCCUUCCCCAAUGCUGCUGCGUUUUUUGUCACCUAUGAAUACACCAAGUCCCUUCUGGGCAUCAGCGCAGCAUUCGCAGCCCCACAUGCAGCACCUGUCAGUCAUAUGCUGGCUGCCUCCCUGGGAGAAAUAGUGGCGUGUUUGAUCAGGGUGCCCACAGAGGUGGUGAAACAGAGAACCCAAGCCUCUCCUUCCUCCACCACAUAUAACAUGCUGCUGGCUACACUCAAAGAGGAGGGCGUUCGAGGUCUUUACAGAGGAUAUGGCAGUACAGUUCUCAGAGAGAUCCCAUUCUCACUGGUGCAGUUUCCUCUCUGGGAAUAUUUAAAGACACUGUGGUCACGGAGACAAGGUCACACGCUUCACUCUUGGCAGUCGGCAGUGUGCGGAGCNNCUGUAGGUGCGGUGGCAGCGUUUGUUACCACUCCUCUCGACGUGGCGAAGACCAGGAUCAUGCUGGCCAAGGCAGGCUCGGCCACAGCGAGCGGCAGCAUCCCGACAGUGCUCUACGACGUGUGGAGGAGCAAAGGCCUUCCAGGGCUGUUUGCAGGCAGCAUCCCAAGGAUAGCCUUCAUCAGCGUGGGGGGUUUCAUCUUCCUGGGAGCUUAUGAAAAAGUCCGCCACACUUUGCUAUAGCAGAGCUACAGGAAGCCAGGUCUGCUGAGGAGGUGCAGGAAGAGCCUCCCCGGAGGAACCACCUGAGGACACCUACAGGGGGACCCUGGUGUGUGUGUGCUCUUUUGCCCUGAGGACACUACAAGCUUGGUGCCCUGAGGAGUUGAGGCUGACUACAUUACCCAGAAUGCUGCAUUCCUGCACAUCAGCAGGCAGUGGAUAAAGCAGGAUGGACUGCAGCAGUAUUUCUGAUUGGGGGAAAUAUAGCAGAGCUCUGCUAUAAUGUUUAGUGAAUGGAUUUAAGAAUUAAAGACUCUUUUAUUCUUUAAGUGACUUCACUAAUUUCCUGUCAUCAUCCAGACUCCAGUUUAAUCUCCUUUUUAAUGCUUUAUCCAUAUUUUCUUAUCUGCGUUAAGCUCAGCCACCUGUGCAUUAGACCCACAAGGGAGACGCAGCAAUAUGUCACCAUUGUUAGAUUCCACCCAGAGCAGAGCUGACCUCAUCCGCCCACAGGAGCCGGAGUUUUUUCCUCCUGAGAUGCCGCCAACAAUAGAGCACUUUGUUUUAUUAACAGGGCUGUAGGUUUAUCUGGAGGUUACUCACAUGGCUUUAUUGUGCUGUUUUUCUGUAGGUAAGUGGCAAAUCAUUCUGUUUAGCGAUGGGUGUGAGCAUCAGCAUGUGGUAUCAUUUUCUAAAAUAUGUACAAAAAUAAAUCUACAACCUCUGGUGUGAGGUGAAU